This is a messenger RNA of Rhincodon typus (whale shark), 2341 nucleotides long. RefSeq names its product G/T mismatch-specific thymine DNA glycosylase-like. The transcript has 10 exons. Gene Ontology annotation, biological process: base-excision repair, AP site formation. Lineage: Eukaryota; Metazoa; Chordata; Chondrichthyes; Orectolobiformes; Rhincodontidae. Gene Ontology annotation, cellular component: nucleus. Bases 106 to 1353 code for a protein of 415 amino acids. Gene Ontology annotation, molecular function: mismatch base pair DNA N-glycosylase activity. The record is from RefSeq and is a predicted model, not a curated record.
UUAUUUGGUGGGGUCUGGGCCGCGUGCGCCCCCUGUAGGAGCGGGCGGGCGGCCCCUUUUGUUUGGCGGGGUUGACGAGCUCCCACUUUUCCCUCAGAAGGGGUGAUGGAGGCCCAGAGGCUGCUCGAAGGCCCGACGCUGUCGUCCGAGUACUUUCAGAAUUGGUACGGGAGCUCCGACCCGCUGCCGCCGCGUCUCCAGCAGACCCAGGCCCAGUCAGCCACAGGGCCCGAUCCCGACAGCCUGGAAGAGGCCGCAACCCCAGAGGCCGGACAAGCAGCUCCAAAACGUAAAAGAGGAAGACCUCCAGGACUACAAAAAAAUAAGACUGAGAAAAAUAAGUCUGAGGGUGCAAGCACCAAACGAAGCAAAACCGAUGGGAACUCAGGAGGCAAGCAAGAAAAAAUCACUGAUGCUUUUAAAGUCACAAAAAGAAAAAUCGAUCGAUUCAAUGGAACAACCGAAGCUGAGCUUUUAACAAAAACCUUACCAGAUAUAUUGACCUAUGGUUUAGACAUUGUGAUUAUUGGAAUUAACCCAGGGUUGAUGGCAGCAUACAAAGGACAUCAUUACCCUGGACCAGGAAAUCAUUUUUGGAAAUGCUUGUUUUUGUCUGGUCUUAUUGAUAAGCCUUUAAGUCAUCUGGAUGAUGCUUCUUUACCAGAAAAAUAUGGAAUAGGUUUCACAAACAUGGUAGAGAGAACUACUCCAGGAAGCAAGGACCUCAAAAGCAAAGAGAUUCGGGAAGGAGGAAAAAUACUUCUGCAAAAACUACAGAAAUUUAAGCCGCGAAUUGCUGUGUUUAAUGGGAAAUGCAUCUAUGAAAUUUUUAGCAAAGAAGUUUUUGGAGUUAAAGUGAAGAAAUUGGAGUUUGGGCAACAGCCGCACAAGAUCCCUGAAGGAGAAACGGUGGUCUAUGUCAUGCCUUCUUCAAGUGCAAGGUGUGCGCAGUUUCCUCGGGCCCAGGACAAGGUACAUUAUUAUAUCAAGCUAAAAGAACUACGAAAUCACUUGAAGGGCAUUAAAACUCCUACAGAGGUCACUGAAGUAGAAUACUCAUUUGACUUGCAAAAAGCUCAAGCGGAAGCCAAGAAAAUGGCAAUUAAAGAGGAAAAGUAUGACCCUGGAUAUGAAGCUGCUUAUGGUGGUUCAUACAUUGAAAAAUCCACUGAAAUCAAUGGGCAGUGCAGUUUUGCUACAACUGAACUAGGUGCAUCCAGCAAUUCCGAGUUCAACACUGGUUCAAUGUUUUGCCAAGUUCCUGAUGGCCAGUGGAUGACCCAAUCAUUUGCUGAUCAGAUUCCUUCAAUCAACAAUUACUGCACAGAGUCUCAAGAAGAAAAUAGCACAUAAUGAAUUGACUGGUUUGCAUAACUUAAUGUUACUGCAGUUUUAAUGCAGUCUUAAAAGUACUGUACCUCAGUUUUUGAACUGAAGAGGUUUUAUCUUUUUACCUAUUGUUAUCUAGAAUUAUAUGUAAUCUUAAUCAUGUAGUAAAGGUCAGAAAGCUGAAUUCUUAAACUUUUAGAGCAAAACUGCCCAAAAUAUUUAUACAUCAAAGAAGAAACCAGAUAUGGUUUGUUUUGUUUUUAACUUAAUAUGAUCAGGUGCUCAUUUUAUUCCUGGAAUUAAUUUGGGGUUUCUAGCUAGUUUAGAUUCUCUUUUGCUCAAGUGUUGCAAUUAUGAGGCUAUUCAGCCAUCCCGAAAUUCCUUCUGUUAACGUUAGCAACAGGUUAGAAUAUUAUCAGUUUUGGUCAAAAUAACGGUGGGAGUUCAACAGAAAUCUUGAUGACCCAUUAAACUGGAUUGAAACAGUGCUGUUUAAGACCUUGCUUAUUUGAAGUUCUUGUAAUAUUUGCAUUUCUCAGGAUGUGUGCACAUCAGGUACUAUUAAUAGCAGUUUCACUUUCAUGUCAGUUCAGACCACCUUAAUCUUGGGUUUAUUUGACCAAAGGGGUGCUUUUUUUUUUUUUUUUUUGAAAAAAGAACCAUAUUAAUUAUGGGUCCAGGUGUCCAUUGGCUUAUGCAAAUUCAACAAUAAAAUCAAAGCAGUUUUAAUUCGUUAUUUUAAGUUUGUUUUGAAAUGUUAGUAUUGGGGGCAUGUUGCUUCUCCUUAGAAAAUUGAAACUCUUGAGCAAGAUGAAAUUUUUUUUUUCAUAGACUCAGCCUUUUUCUCGUGUCUUUAAGGGUGAGAAGGUGCUAUGGAUUUGCAAAAAUAAUAAGUUUAACAAAUGAUGUUUUACAUUUGAAUGGAUGUUCUUUAAUACUUUAAUUUUUUAACUCAAUGUUGCUAAUUUAAUUCAUAUUUUAGCAAUAAAUUCUCCCUUUGUGUUUUUAUUAA